AACACCCUAAACUAAACCCCACCAAGAGUACUUUUCCUUGUAUUUAUAAAGACCAAUCUUGGUUAUCUCUUUCUCAUACCAUCCCUUGAUUUAGAAUAGAACCAUCCUUUUUUUUCUCUUCAUUUUUGUACUUGGAAGCCUAUAAUAACAUAGUGUUUUACCUUCUUCAGCAUCAAUUGCUUUGUAACUUAACCUUUCUUUAGAUGGCAUCAUCUUGGACUCCAAGGCAAAACAAACUAUUUGAAGAUGCUCUUGCUAUAUAUGAUAGGGACACCCCCGACAAAUGGCAGAAUGUGGCAAGAGUAGUUGGAAAAUCCGUUGAGGAAGUUAAGACUCACUUUGAGAUCCUCAAAGAAGAUGUCAAACGCAUUGAACGUGGACAAAUCCCAUUGCCUAAUUAUACAGGUAUAAUUAUACAGGUUCUCAAUGAUCCAGAGAAACCAGAAUGAAUAGAGGAUUAGCAAACUCAAUAUUGUGGUGUGUUCCUCAUAAGUAAAUGUAUUAGCAACAGCAAGUCCUAAAGGACCUUGCUUCUGUGUAAAAUAUAAGUUAUUUUCUAGGUCAUGUUGUUGAACAAUAAGUGACGGUUUCUCAAAUAAGGAGUUUGCACUGUAAAUUACCAUGUUU
Messenger RNA from Vigna unguiculata (cowpea), 627 nucleotides. Its product is annotated as protein RADIALIS-like 5. Gene Ontology annotation, molecular function: DNA-binding transcription factor activity. NCBI's taxonomy places the organism in Eukaryota, Viridiplantae, Streptophyta, Magnoliopsida, Fabales, Fabaceae. The record is from RefSeq and is a predicted model, not a curated record.